AUGCUUUUCUCAAUCCAACAGAAGGCCGCGUCCACCUUAGGCCUCGCUAUCGCUGUCUCCGCCGCCCCCUUGAAUGAACGUGCCAAGCUCCCCCUCUCCGAGCGUGGUGUUGGCCUCGGAUGGCUUUGCCACUUCGAUGGCCCGGCUGCUCCUACCGUUGAUCUUUCCUUGAAUCUUCCUCUCAUGCUGGGAGGAUUAUGUGCUAAGGUCAACUACGACUACGAGGGCUGUAGCAGCUUCAAGCCGUCUGGCAAAGCGCCCGCUGGCCACGGUGAUCCGGUCAAGGCCCAAUCAAUCGACGACGGCGAAGACUCCAACGACCAGGCCAAGCCUAAGCACCAUGCGAAGCCCAAGCCCGACGCCGACGGCUCUGUCGGUGCUCAAUCAUUCAACGACGCCGGCGGUGAUGGUCAAGAUGCCUCCUCCCCCGACGGCGGCAAGGCCAAAUCGCCCAGCUCGCAUCCCAAAAAGCCCAAGCACCACGGCGAAGACGGCGACGGACUUACCGGUGCCCAAUCCUUCAACGACGCUGGCGACAACGACAAGCCCAAGAAAAACCACUCUGGUUCCGUCGGUGCUCUCGGAAACGGAGAUAACGACUCUGACCGUUGCAACCGCAACGAACACUACAGCUCGCAGCUUCACAAAUGUGUCAACAAGAGCUUUUUCUCCAAGGCCAACAAGGACUCCACUUGCAAGAAUGGCAAACUCGAUGCACUCCUUAAACUCUGCCUCGACGUCUCAAUCUUGGGGCUCACCAAACCUCUGCACGCUGAGGCUACCGUGCUACCUUUCGGUCCGGGACGUAAUGGCAAGAACGGCUGCCCCGUCGGACAACAGCUCUCGUCGCUCCUCAACGUUUGCAUUGACCAAAAGUUCUUCUCCGACCCUUUGGCCGGCCACCAAUGUCAAUCGGGAUGGAAGCUUGACUUGGUCCUCGGUAUCUGCUUAGACCUAGCAGGUUGUCAAAACCAGGGCUUAACUAACUGA
Molecule: messenger RNA, 990 nt
Organism: Puccinia triticina
Lineage: Eukaryota; Fungi; Basidiomycota; Pucciniomycetes; Pucciniales; Pucciniaceae
Exons: 4
Coding region: 1-990 (329 amino acids)
Source: RefSeq, a predicted model, not a curated record